AUGGCGAGCAAGGCAGAAGAGCUCAAGGCAGCUGGGAACGCCGCCUUCAAGGCUGGCAACUUCGACCUGGCCCUCGCGAACUACUCGACUGCCAUCCAACUUGAUCCUUCUGUCUCGACAUACGCUCUGAAUCGCGCGGCAGUGCACCUGAAGCUGUCGAACUGGAGGGACGCAGAACGAGACUCGACGACGGCACUCGAGCUGGACGGUGGGGCGAACCCAAAGGCGCUGUACAGACGAGGACUGGCCAGGAAAGGGCUGGGAAAGCUGAGCGGGGCGAAAGAAGACUUUGAAGAAGCUCGAAGGCAAGGCGCCGGAGAUGAUGUUGCCAAGGAGCUAGCGGCGCUUGUCAAGCAGCUGAGUCUGAGCGGGACGCAGGCGAACGGAGCGAAGACGAAUGGUGCCGCCGCCAAGCCUGCCGCUGCGUCUAAGCCCUUACCCUCACCCUCGCCGGUCGCUUCGUCCUCCUCUUCCCCAUCGACAGAACGCCUUCGCGCUGCUCUCGCACCACCCGCCUCCUCGUCUUCUUCAUUCAGUCAGUCUACUAAGUCAGAUGGACUCCUCACGCCCGUAUCUACCCGCCGCCUCACUCCCGCCGACCGCUUCGCACCUUCGCCCUCGCCCGUUCCUUCCAAUCCUCCCGCCUCGACCUCGCCGUCCAAGUCUGAGCCGGUCCGAACGAACUGCUUUGCGGCGAAAAAGGAGGCUCGUCAGGCGCGCGAGCAGCAGCCGUACAGGGCGCAGCCUCCGCCCACGAGCUCGCCAUCCGCGACUGCUUCUUCGCCUCCUCCCCCGGAUCCUUGUUCCGAAUCUGCCGCCGCCGCAUCCCUCGCAUCGUUCGCACCUUCGACAGCCGCCUCCUUCCUCCGCCCUCCUCCACCGCCAGCCCCUCGCGCCGCCGCCUCCCCAACCUCUCUCGAAACGCACUUCUUCUCAACCGCACCAGGCGACCCCUCCCGUCUCGCUAUCCUCCGUGCACUCGACUCGCACCGCAUGCGAGACUGGAUGGGCGACGGCUUGACGCCUGAUUUGCUCAGUGCGAUGCUGGGUGAGGUAUUGCCUUUGUUCCAAGGUGACGCAGCGACGGAUGCGGCGCAACGUAAGAGGGACGGAGAACUGGAUUGGGUCGUGCCGCUGCUGCAGGGGCUGACGGAGUGCAGGAGGUGGGAUAGCGCAGUCAUGUUCCUGGAGGAGCGGGAGAGGGAAGGCGUCAAGCGUGUGCUGGACGAGGCGCAGGGGCGGAUAGCGAGGGUGAGGAAGGGGUGGGGCCUGUAG
Molecule: messenger RNA, 1275 nt
Organism: Rhodotorula toruloides NP11
Lineage: Eukaryota; Fungi; Basidiomycota; Microbotryomycetes; Sporidiobolales; Sporidiobolaceae
Product: TPR-repeat containing protein
Exons: 4
Coding region: 1-1275 (424 amino acids)
Molecular function (GO): protein binding
Source: RefSeq, a predicted model, not a curated record